Messenger RNA from Malaclemys terrapin pileata, 6355 nucleotides. RefSeq names its product Rap guanine nucleotide exchange factor 5 (gene RAPGEF5). The transcript is spliced from 26 exons. The record is from RefSeq and is a predicted model, not a curated record. Gene Ontology annotation, molecular function: guanyl-nucleotide exchange factor activity. NCBI's taxonomy places the organism in Eukaryota, Metazoa, Chordata, Testudines, Emydidae. Gene Ontology annotation, cellular component: plasma membrane. The coding region runs from base 168 to 2786 and encodes 872 amino acids. Gene Ontology annotation, biological process: positive regulation of GTPase activity; Ras protein signal transduction.
UGUGGGAUGACUCAGCGGGCCCCCCAGCCCCGUGCGCAGCGCAGAGGUGCGCGCCGCCGGUGGGCAGGGGAGCGCCCGGAGCCGUGAGUGACAGCGGGGAGCGCCGCGCUCGCUCGCUCCGCCGAGGGGCGCGCGUGGGGAGCCAGCCCUGGCCGGAGGGCUGCGGGAUGGCCGUGGGCUCCGGCAAGAUGCAGCCCCCGUGCGACAGCGCGGAGCCCGCCCUGAGCCGCAGGCCGAGCGCCAGGCACCACGAGCCGCAGCAGCAGCAAGUGCAGCUGCGGCAGAAGCUGAGGGAGCUGCCGGCGCGGCUGCGGAGCGGGCUCACGCUGCGGAGGAAGAACCCCGCCGCCGGGGGCCGGAAUUUGUCCAGACGAAUUUCAAAUCCAUAUCUGGAAAACCCUUCAAGCAAGAUUUAUGGAGAGAGUUCUUCAUGUGCUGGGAGAGCUCUCAGGAAUAUUUUUACAGUUCAAGCUUCUGACUUGAUUAAAGACAGAGUGUACCUUACAGGAAUUUGCAGGAGAAGCUGUGUUGGAUCAGAACUGGUAGACUGGCUGUUGGAGCACUGUCCUUUUGUGAAGUGCAGAUCUACAGCAGUUGGUGUAUGGCAGCUCCUACUGGAUAUGGGAAUUGUGUUAUCAGUGGACAGACAACUUUAUUUUCAAGACACUCAUGUUUUCUACCAGUUCUCAGCUGAUGAAUGUACUUAUCUUUUCUGUGAAUUCGAAAGAGAUGAAGGAUGGCAAAAUGGUGUAAAACUCUUACUGCAGCUAGUGCCUCUUACUUCAUCCAGGGCUGCUAUAUGCAAUCUGCCUGGUCAAAAAAUAGAAGACACAGCAGAGACCAAUGCUGAAAUUCUUGCUCGCCUCACAUCUGCGGUACAGAAAGAACUGGCUGCUGUCAUUGCUUUGAAAGCAAGAAAGUCAGCAGUUCAUCAAAAUGAAGAAAACAGCAACCAGGAAACAAAAGGGCCAGAAGACUUCAAAUAUGCUUCUGAUGCACAGGCAGGGGUUUUGUGCAAGCUUCAGGAAAGAGAUGACAUUGGACGGAUUGAACUAGUCCAGAAGCUGGCAAGGGAAAACUGUCAGUUUUUGCAGGUGGAUAGAAAAGAACCAGAGAAGACAGAACAACAGAAUGAUGAAGUAUCUACUAUUGAAGUGAAGGAACAAGACCAAGAUGUUCUGGUGCUUAGGAAAGUGUCGUCACAUAGCCCUGCCCCCACAUCAGGGAGUGCCGAGAAUGAUUGGAGAUAUGUGGUGGUAUCGGGGACUCCAGAGAAGAUUUUGGAGCACCUUCUGAAUGACUUGCACCUAGAAGCAGUCCAAGACAAAGAGACAGAGACCCUCCUUGAUGACUUCCUUCUCACAUACACGGUCUUCAUGACGACAGAUGACUUAUGCCAGGCAUUGCUGAGGCACUAUUGUGCUAAGAAUGAUCAAGACAAGGAAGAAAAUGCAGAUGUUCCCUGUAGAAAACGAAAAGUCUUGCAUUUGGUAUCUCAGUGGACUUCUCUCUACAAAGACUGGUUACAUGAAGAUGAACAUUUAAAGCAAUUUUUAAAGACAAUAUACAGAAAUGUGUUAGAUGAUGUAUAUGAAUAUCCCAUACUCGAGAAGGAAUUGAAAGAAUUUCAAAAGAUACUUGGACUGCAUCGUCGUCACACCGUAGAUGAAUAUUCACCUCACAGAAAGAAUAAAGCCUUUUUCCACCAAUUCAGUCUCAAGGAGAACUGGCUCCAGCACAAAGGAACCAUGAAUGAAACAGAGGAAAUUUUCUGCCGUGUGUAUAUAACAGAACAUUCCUAUGUCAGCAUAAAAACUAAAGUAUCCACUUCAGCGCAGGAGAUACUGAAAAUUGUAGCAGAAAAAAUCCAGCAUGCAGAGGAGGACCUGACUCUGGUUACUGUCACAUUCUCUGGGGAAAAACAUGAACUACAACCAAAUGACCUGGCUAUCUCAAAAUCUCUCGAGGCAACCAGUCGUAUGUUUGUCUACAGAAAAGAUCUGACUGAUACUUUGAAUCCAUAUGCUGAAAAUGAGGAAUCACUGCAAAGGUCUGUGAGAAUUUUGGGAAUUAACACCUGGGAUCUUGCCUUAGAAUUAACAUACUUUGAUUGGAGUCUCUUCAAUUCAAUUCACGAGCAAGAGCUGAUAUACUUCACCUUCAGCAGACAGGGCAGUGGUGAAAACACUGUGAAUCUUAGUCUUCUGCUUCAAAGAUGCAAUGAAGUACAACUCUGGGUGGCCUCUGAAGUACUCCUCUGCAGCCAGCUCUGUAAACGUGUACAGCUAGUGAAAAAAUUCAUCAAGAUUGCUGCCCACUGCAAAGCCCAAAGAAACCUGAAUUCAUUCUUUGCCAUUGUUAUGGGUCUCAAUACUGCAUCUGUCAGCCGGCUGUCUCAAACCUGGGAGAAAAUCCCUGGGAAGUUUAAGAAACUCUUCACCGAACUUGAAAGUUUGACAGACCCUUCUCUGAAUCACAAAGCCUACAGAGAUGCAUUCAAGAAAAUGAAGUCUCCGAAAAUUCCUUUCAUGCCCUUACUUCUGAAAGAUGUAACGUUCAUCCACGAAGGAAAUAAAACUUUUCUGGAUAACCUUGUUAAUUUUGAAAAGCUGCACAUGAUUGCUGAUACUGUCCGAUCACUGAGACAUUGCAGGAAUAACCAAUGUGGCAAUGAAGUUCCUCCAAAGGAGAAUCAAGAGCUGAAGCCACAUGUCUAUCACCUGCACAUCAUUGACGACCAGCAAACGCUGUUUGAGCUUUCUCACCGGAUAGAGCCUCGAGCAUGAGUGCCCACAGCUUCAUGUAACCUUGUAACUGCAGCACUUUUAAUUAAGUGAAUGUUUAUGCCAAGCAUGUUGCUUCCCUAUAUGAGAACAGUUUACUGAGUUUUAUCAGUAGUCACAUGAUACACACAGGAAAAUCAAGCAAAGCAAGAAAAAGACCUGUUCACAGCAUUCCAGGGCAAGGAUAGUGCCAUUUUCACUUACCAGAAAAGGAAGGCGAAGAGCAGCAUUGUUUAAGCUAAGAAGCUUGGUUUAUGUGACCGUAUUGGUGGUCCAGUGUAGCUUUCAGUCGAGACUCCGCCAGUAUUAGAGGGAAAGGAAGCAUCAUGUCACCGUAACAAAACAUUCCAGCAAGCAGCACUGUGUGACAUGGGGGUUCACAAUUCACCAUACAGUAUGUACCUCACUAAUCUGAGGCUGCCAAAGUAUUUAUUGUUGCGCCAAAAAAAAAAAAAAAAAAGUGCAAUCCAUGUUGCUGCUCUGGCUCCAGGGGAAUGUCUUAUUCGAGACAACAGCAAAUGCCUCAGAAUGGGAAUAUAAAAAAUAACUUGUAUAAGACAAUGUUGCAUGUUAAUGCAAUUGUGUGUCCUGAUUGGAGGUCAUAAGUCAACAGAAGCUGAUAUCUGAAACGCUCCUAAAUUCACUUUCUCUUAAGAAUUUGCUUUAUAGCAGACAGUAAAAAGAUAAAUCUAAUCUUGACACAGUUUAUGAAAACAAACAUGGCAUUUCCCCUUUUGAGAGACCAAGAGGGUUAUCCUGCAACUCAAUUAGAGCAGUUCUUCCUCGAUCUAAAAGGUACAGGUUAAAAAGCCUUUAUUACUUGCUCCCAUUCCAGUUAUCCUUGUUUGUCACUAACUUCUGCUGUUAGUAUGCUAUUGGUUAUUAAAAAGGGAGCUCAGUGCUUUACUGCUUGGACUGUAGUCUCUUAUACACCUUCCGGAAGGCCAUCCUAGUACUUAAAAAAACAACAGGAAAUAUCCUGUUACAGACAGUAAAAUCUAACCUGCUGAGUGUAUGCUUUAAGUUUUGAAAGAAAAAAAUAGCAUAAUUCAUGUAUUACAGGUUCUCAUUCUCCAUAUGUAUGCAACCUGAAUAGGCUUUCAACAUUAUUUCCUUCUAACACUUCUCUUCCUCCAUCCCUGCCCCAAUUUUCAUUUAGACAAAUCAAGGUAAUAUUCAUUGGCAUUACUGAAUAUGUUUUAAGUCACGUUCACAAUGUAUUCAUGUCUCCAGCACCCUCUCAUCAUAAUAUUGUUUUUCAGGGCUAAGGAAUGGUCUUGAAAUAAUCUAGUAUACACUAUAGAUGAUGUAAUGUGCUUCACAGUAAACACAAUUUAUUGUAGAGGGCCUUAUAGCAAAAUCCUCUUUGCAGUGGCAGUGAAGGUGUACUGUCUGCCUGCCUGUCUGUAUUGUGUCUUUAUCACACAAGAAAGACUUCCAAGAAAAUGCUCCUUUGUUGACAUUUGGGUCCACCAGAGUGUCUGAAGUAGCAUGCUCUUCAUCAUAUUGUGAUCUGUGGUUUAAAGGGUCAGAAAAGCAGCUUUAACAAGUAGUUUUGGGGACAUUCUGUCAGAUGCAUUCAGGUUUCCCCAUCUGUGAAAUAUUGUACAGUUAUAAUGUAAAGGAAACAGAAGUUUCAGAAAUGUAUUUGCUUGUACUUUGGUAUUAUCAAAUACGAUAUGAUUUUUCUUUUUUUUUUAAAGAAAUCUUUUUACCCAGUAAAAAGAAGAAAAAUAAACUCUUGCUGGCCAUGGAGUAAAAAUUUCUUAUGUUUUUCUGUAGAUGUGCUUGCACAUAUUGUAAAUAACUCUUCUGUGCAAACAGACCAAAACUGUUCAAGUCAGGACACUAGCUUUAGUGGACUCAUUUUUGCAGUAUAAAAACAUAAAUCACAAAUAAUGCUUGUUUUUUGUUUUGUUGCAGUUUGUAAAUUUCCACUGAGUCCCCUCCCUGGGUUCAUUAACUGAAACAUUCACUGAUUCUUAAGCUUCCCCCUUGUUGAGAUCUUUUCAUUGUGGCACAACUGUAAUAAACCUCACUGUAGACCUGAUCCAGUACCCUAGUUCAUAAUGAGGAGUUCUUUUGAAAUCAGCAGGACAAGUGCGUAGUAAAGUACUACUCAAUAUGAGUAAGGGUUUUAGAAAUGCACCUCUCUCUCAAUUCUCUGCAACUUUUACCCUACAAUAGCCUUCUUAGUAGUAGUUUACACCUCUCUGCUGGUGAAGCAACAGUGAGAGGGGUGGGGGGGAGGACGAGUGGGGGAAGGGGAGGGAAUGAUCCUGCUCUCCGUACUCAGGUUUGCAGUCAGACUAAAAAUUCUGUCAUCUAAAUACCAAAUUUCAAAUAUUGUCAUGCUAUGUAAUUUUGUAUGAAGUGCUAUAAACUGCAGCAGUUUACACAGAGGUCUUUAUUAUCUGAAUACAUCUUCAGCUGGGAAAGGCAAAGUAUGUUUAGUGUAUGCAUCCCAUGCAGAGAAUAUUCACCUUGUAUCCACAGUAUUAAUAGGAAGGCAACUACCCUGAACAUGCAGCAAAAGUUUUCAGCAAAUAAAGACCGUCAGGGUCUUCAUUUUGAAGUGGAGCCUGCCUUUAGACUGGCAAACAUCUGAGGGAAAGAUGGUUGCGAGGAUGACUAAAAAGGAACACUAUGAAAUGGAGGGGACUGGGUGUAGCAUCCAUCCCCCAGUUUCUAGAUCUGGCAAUACUGUGAUCUUUAAUCACUAUCCCUCAAAAUAGUAGCAUUGUUAAUACCAUUUUAGAAUAGUUACCGAAAAUCUUAAAUCUCGGCCUAUCCCAGCCACAUGCCAGAUUAAACUGUGUCUGUGUGUUUGUUAGUAGCUCAGAGCAGUUUUUAGAUAAAACAAGGGAAGAGCGGGGUCACUCUUCAGAUCUUUGAUUUGGGAUUUUGGCAUGUCACAUCUAGAUACUUCUGUGAUGUGUGCUUCAGAUUUCAGCCCAAUUCUAGAUAGUUAACAAGCUGUGCUUUGAUGCUAGGGGGAAAACAGGAUUACAUGUUGCCAAAACCAGAUCAAAACAGUUCUGUUGGGGGAAAAAAAUACAAAGAAAGCUGUAAAUACUAAACUUUUUAGCAGAUUAAUAAUAUUUAUUUGCAUAGUCUAUUUAUUGUAGUCUUCAUCCCAGUAUUUCUUAAUAGGGUAAUAAGUCAAUGAACUGAGGUAAGAACACUUGCCUGUUAUAUUCUCUUUAACUGGAGUGCCAUAAUACUGUCAGCCUGCAUUAACAAUAAAACGGUAGAAAACCCCAAAUCAAGGUAUUUACCUAACUUCUCAGGGACUACAGCUAGUAGUUAUCCACCAUUAUGAGAACUGGUAUGUAUGAAAUAGUCUGAUUUACCAAAAAAUUCACUGUUGCCAAUGUUUUCUUUUUCAUAUUUCAUGCUUGUACAUAUUAUUGUGUUGUGUAUUUAUGAGAGAGCUAGUAAGCAAUAAUUUAUAUGUCAAAAUGGCCAAGCAAUACAAGGUUAAAACUUGUAGAAGCAACUGUCUCAUUUAUCUUGCAUUUUCAAGUGUUUUUUAAUAUUCCUUUUCAAAAUAUAAAACUACAUUAAUGAAA